Molecule: messenger RNA, 1092 nt
Organism: Emericellopsis atlantica
Lineage: Eukaryota; Fungi; Ascomycota; Sordariomycetes; Hypocreales; Bionectriaceae
Exons: 1
Coding region: 1-1092 (363 amino acids)
Source: RefSeq, a predicted model, not a curated record
AUGCGUCCUCCAACGCUCAGCCUCGUCCAUGUCAUCCUCACCACGUCCCUCGUCGCCUCCCUAGGCCACUGCGCCUACGCAGGCGCCCGCGGCCCUCUCAAGUUCCAAGGCUUCCUCCCCUUCCUCUCCCAGUCGACCCUCGGCCACAUCAACCACGGCGUUUGCAACGCCACGCUGCACCGCUACGAGGACGCAUGGCGACACGCCUCCCUCGACGCCGUCGACAAGACGUGCGUCUCGCACCAGGAAUGUCUCCUCGAGGGCAUGUCCGAGCUCGCCAAGUCCUACAUGGCCAGCUCCAGCCUCGUCCUCGGCUUCACGCCCCUCCUCUUCUCGACCCUCGGUCCGUCCAUCAGCGAGCUGAGCCUGCUCUCCCUCCAUCGCCCUGUCCUGACCGCCCUCCUGGCCUUUGGCACCGUCGGCCUCUUCCAGACCCGCGCGCUCCAGUACGACGACGACGCCGUGACCGGUAUCCUAGAAAAGCAGACGGCCCUCCCGGGGACUGUCGUCACAUGGCUGCGUGACCGACGACAUGGACAAUGGGCCGCCAGCGCAGCGCAGUAUAUCCUGGCCGCGCUGGCGGUCGCCAACCUAUGCUGGGCGUCGUGGGACCUGGGUCUGGCGUCUGGUUUGAACUUUGUCUGCCAGAGCUCCUAUAUGCCCAUUGUGUGGACGACGACGCCCAUUGUUGUCUCGCUGCCGGCUGCUGUGGCGCUCAACACCCAGACGAGACGGGGCGCCAACAAGAGGGACAUGUCGUUUCUCGCCACGUUUCGAUCCGAGGGCCGUCUCUGUCUGGGCCAGGAGCCCGUGCCGCCCGGCGCCCUGACGAGGUCGGCCUCGCUCGUCUUCUGGCACUGGGUGUCGGCCGUGCUGGGCUUCCUGCACCUCCUGACGGGUAUCCUGAUCUACUCGUCGCUCAUGUUCACCAUGACGACCGACGCGGCGGUGAUUGUCCUGCGGUAUCUAGUCUCGGUGCUGGUGUGUCGACUCAUCCUAAUCUUUGAGCUCGCGGGUCUGCAGCAGACACAUGACAAGAGAGCAAGAGAGGGAGAUCACGAUGCGUCAGUGGAUACAGCACACACUUUCUGA